GUUUUACCAGAAAUGCAGGCAGCUUGGUUUCGUUUUUGUUUAAGAAUAACAUUGCAACACAGCUGAUACCUGCAAGGCGAAGAAGAAGCAGGGAUAUUAAAAUAGAAUAGAAAAAGAAAUAGAAUAUAUAGAAUAACAGCAGCAGUGACAUUGGGGUGAAAUCAUUAUAGAUAUUUAAGUUUUCCUUGUGUCCUGGUUAGCCUUGUCUGUCUUUGGAAAUGGAAGAUACUUUUUUUGUGGUGGCCAUUGACUUUGGAACUGCAUAUAGUGGCUACUGCUUCUGUAUCAAGGAUGAAGUAUCAAACAUCAGAAAUCCUUACUGGGGUAUGGAGUAUGGAUUCAGACUCCCGAAAACUCCAACUUGCAUUUUGUUCAAUGAAGAUCAAAAGUUUGUGAAGUUUGGCUUUGAUGCUGUUAUGACCUACAAGCAGAUGCCUUCUAAAGAAGCUUUGCGUUUCUACUUUUUUGAAAAUUUUAAGAUGGAGCUCUACAACAAGAUGCAUUUAAAAAACCUUUUAAUCAAGGCUAAGAAUAAUAAACCCCUUCCUGCACUGAUUGUGAUUUCUGAGAGCCUUCGCUUUCUGAAGGACCAUGCUCUGAAGUUGAUCAAUGAGUCCAGUCUGGAGGUUACAUUCUCUGAAGAGGACAUCACGUGGGUCCUGACUGUGCCAGCUAUCUGGAGACCUGAUGCCAAGCAGUUCAUGAGGCAAGCAGCUAAACAGGCAGGACUGGUUAAUGAAAUCAAUUCAGAAAAGCUCCUCCUAGCUCUUGAACCUGAAGCAGCAUCCCUGUGGUGCAGGCAGUUACCCAGCUCUGGAUUUGUAGCUGAAAACAACAGUGGUGCUACCAUUCAGAAUGCCCCAGGAACUCAGUAUGUGGUUGUGGAUUGUGGAGGUGGCACCAUUGACAUUACAGUUCACGAAGUGCUGGAAAACAACCAUCUGAAGGAGAUUCAGAAAGCUUCUGGUGGGGGUUGGGGAGGAUCAUCUGUAGACAGAAACUUUAUUGUCUUUCUGAGAGAGCUGUUUGGAGCUGAUGUGUGGGACAUCUUUGAAAAGCAGCAUCCUUCUGAACUACAGAAGAUGAUGUAUAAUUUCUCCAUUCAGAAAUGUAUUGAAAAGACGGAUAUUUAUUUCUCAUGUGUUUUUAGUUUAGCAAAAUUGGCAGAGCAGAAAAAGGAGAUAUCAUCAUUUUUCGAAGGUAUAGAUGGGGUCAAGUGGUGUGAUGGAAAUAUUAACAUUGCCUAUGUAAAGCUGAAGAGCUUUUUUGAAGACAGUCUAACAAGCAUUAUUGAUGUAAUAGAAGACAUUAUAAAACAGCCAGAGGUCCACAUAGAUUAUAUUUUGCUGGUAGGAGGCUAUGCAGCCAGCAAGAUUUUACAAGAUAAAGUGAAUGAAAUGUUUGGAACAAAAUGUAAAAUCAUGUGCCCCAUUGACUCCCAGCUGGCCAUUGCAAAGGGAGCAAUUCUCUUUGGUGUAGAUCCCAAAAUAAUUACAUCUCGAGUGAGUGCUCUCACUUAUGGCCUGGGAGUGUCUGAAAAAUUUGUUGCUUACAAACAUCAUUGGAAAAAGCGCAGAGUUGCCGCAAGUGGAUUUGUUUAUUGCACGGAUGUCUUCAUGAAAUUAGUUGAAAGGGGUCAGUGUGUUGAGCAAAAUGAGGCAGCAGAGUAUUGCUUUAAUCCGAUAGAUGGGGAUCAAGUAGAAGUUUUAUUUUCCUUCUUUUCUACAGAAAAGGAAAAUGCCCAAUAUACAGAUGAUGAAGGAGUAAAAGAAGUUGGGUCUAUUAUUGUACCGAUACCUGGUAACAUUUCCAGUAAAGAACACAGAAUCAAAUUGGAAAUCAAUUUUGGUUUAACCGAAAUAAAGGCCACAGCAACUGACCUGAAUACUGAUAAGACACAGAAAAUCACUCUAGAUUUCAUGACAAAGUAAAAAAUGUGAAUAUGUUCACUGCAAGAAUUAUGUGCAAAAAAUAUUACAUGUUGCUUAAAUGCAUUAAUUCAAAUUGAUUAAAAGGAUUAAUAUAUUUACAGUGGCAGAACACAUUAAAAUAACCAACAAUUAUUUUAUUCCAAAAAUUCUUUAAAAUCUCGCUUUUCUAAUCAUUACUUUAAGCACUUUUCUUGGCGGGUAUUGCAAUGCAAAUUUUUAGAGCAAUUUUUUUAACAGUCCCAUUUAAAGGAAUACCCCACCCAAACAUAUUUUUAAUUUGUUACUCAGCCUCGUGUAUUUUGUAGUAAUCUCUUAGAUUUUUGUUGUUUUGAAACCAGUUUUCAUUUGGUUUCAAAAAAGAGGAAAAAUGUAACAAAGUAAAACAUUUUCAUAUAUAAAUCUGUACCCCUUCCACCCCAAGUAAUUCAUCAUCCCAACCAACCCCGGCACCCAUAAAGUUAUGCAAAAGAGUAAAAUUUAAAUUAAGAAAAGACACAUGUCACUGAUAAAGCCCAGAUAUCCACACAUCAGGCUGAGCAAGAAAAAAAUAAAAUUUACAAAUUAAGUUGGAUCAUAGGCUUGCUGUCAUCCAUGACUUAAUCAAUUGGAUAUAGUCUUUCCACCUGCUGAUGGUUUGAGCUGCUACACCAUUGAUCCAUGUUGCAGACAGAACUAGGUUAUUAAAAGAGAACCAGAGAAAGUAAAAUGGUCAGGACUCUUCCAUUGAGAAGCUGUAAGAACUUUCGCUACUAUUGAAAUUGCUAUUGAAAUAAUGCACUUUUGAUGAACAGAGAGAAGGAGUAGAGAAACCUAAAAGGAGUAGAGUAAUAGGAGAGUAAGGAAUAGUGACUUAUAAUGGGGAAGAGCAUGAAAACAAUUGAGGCCCAAAGAACUGCAACAGUGGGACAUUCCCAGAAUGUGUGGAGAAAAGCACCCAAUGAAUUAAGGGAAUAGUGGUGGCAGAGUGGGUCAGUAGCUAAACCCAUUACGAAACAUUUGGUAGGAUAAGGAUAAACUCUAUGAAAAACUUUAUAUAGGAUGUCUUGAAGAUUAGAAUUUUGGAAGAAAUGUUUUGUUUUUAAAAAAAUGUGUUGACAGGGAGAAUCACAGAGGCAGGCAUAUGAAGAGGAAAUGCAUUAAGUGAAAAAUGAAGACACAAAAGAAUAGUCAAAUAAUUGAUGGUUGGGAACAGGGGCAGAAAAACCUAUUCCACACUUCCUGAGAAUGACUUUAAUCUUUAAAUAGAAAAAGAAAGAGGAACAAGGAAUUUUAUAUUUAUUUUUAAGAAACCUGAAAAUGGUGAAGAAAAGUUUCAAACCUAAUGUUUUCAUGUAGAAUAGAGAUAACAGUUUCUGAUAGAAUAAAUGUCUUUGGUGUCCAACAUGGGAAACAGCAAAUAAUAUCAAAACUGUCCACGGACAAAUCUGUGCAUUGUUCAUGUCGCAUAAUCCAUCUGUUGGGUUAUAGAAACAUCCAUCCAUCCAUUUUCCAACCCGCUGAAUCCGAACACAGGGUCACGGGGGUCCGCUGGAGCCAGUCCCAGCCAACACAGGGCGCAAGGCAGGGAACCAAUCCCGGGCAGGGCGCCAACCUACCGCAGUUAUACAAACAUGCUCAUAACAAAUUAAUUUUUACUAUUUCCAAAAAGCAUUCUUGUGAACAAAAAUGGAAUGCGAACAUUUUAAUAAGAACAUGACAACAAUCUUAACAACACAAGGCCAUUCAUUCUAACAAAGCUCACCAGUCUUAUCCACUCAGUUCCUCUAAAAAAAAAAUCAAGUCUAGUUUUAAAAGCCCCUACUCAUACUGUCCACCAUACUACUUGGUAGCUUAUUCCAUGUAUCUGUGGUUUUCUGUAUAAAGAAAAGCUUCCUAAUGUUUGUGUGAAAUUUACCCUUAACAAGUUUCCAAAGGUAUCCUUGUGUUUUUGAUGAACUCAUUUUAAAAUAACAGUCUCGAUCCACUGUACUGAUUUCCUUCAUAAUUUUAAACACUUCAAUUAUGUCUCCUCUUAAUCUUCUUUUGCUUAAACUGAAAAGGCUCAGCUCUUUUAAUCUUUCCUCAUAAUUCAUCCCCUGUAACCCUGGAAUGAGCCUAGUUGCUCUUCUCUGGGCUUUUUCUAGUGCAGUUAUGUUGUUUUUGUAGCCUGGAGACCAAAAUUGUACACAGUACUCCAGAUGAGACCUCACCAUUAUAAAGCUUCUAAACCUUCUUGGGCUUGUACUCCACACAUCGUGCUAUGUAACAUACAGUAACAUUCUGUUAGCCUUCUUAAUGGCUUCUGAACACUGUAUGGAAGUUGAUUGUGUAGAGACCACUACAACUCCUAAAUCCAUCUCAUAAGUUGUACUUUUGAUUUUCAGACCUCCCAUUGUGCAUUUAAACCUAGCAUUUUUACUUCCUACGUUUAAUACUUUACAUUUAUGGACAUUAAAUUUUAUCUGCCACAAAUCUGCCCAAGCCUGUAUGCUGUCUAAGUCCCUCUGUAAUAAUUCAAUGGAUUCCAGAUUACCUGCCAAUCCACCUAUCUUGGUAUUAUCUGCAAACUUAACCCUUUCGGCCCUGGAUUUUCUGUUUUUAUUUGAAAAAUUAUUUUGUGAGAUAUUCUAACUUUGGGGUGUCUAGGAAGCUCAAAAAUGAAAAAAAAAAAAUCGCUAUUAUAAUACAAUAACUGCCAAAUACUCCAAUCUUCUUGAUGAAAUAAAACUGAAAGUGGAGCUACUUACUAUGUGGUGCGCACAGUCCGGAAGCAUCCAUUUUCAUUUCCGUGUUUCAUGAACUGUAUACCAGUCUCUCCAGUCUGUGCUAAUAGUAGCACGCCUGGUUCCAACGGCUGCAAACAUACCUGUGCUUUACAAAAAUGGCUACAUAUUUAUGUACUAGCAAUAGGAUGUCAGGGCCGAAAUGGUUAACCAGCUUGUUACUUAUAUUCCUAUCCAAAUCAUUUAUAUACAGUAAAUUAAAAAUAGCAGCGGCCUUAGCACUGCCCCCUGUCAAACACCACUCUUAACAUCAGCCAAUUCUGAUAAGGUUCUUCCUCGCACCAUCACCCUCUGCUUCCUGUGUUUGAGCCCAUUUUGCACCCAUCUACAAACAUCACCCUGAACUCCCACUUCUUUUAGUUUGAUGCCCAACCUCUCAUGUGGCACCUUAUCAAAUGCUUUCUGAAAGUCUAGAUGAAUAAUAUCAUAUGCUCCACUUUGAUCAUAUCCUGCUGUUGAUUCCUCAUAGAAUUCCGGCAUGUUGGUAAAACAUGACCUCCCUCUUCUGAACCUAUGCUGACUGUUCAGUAAACCUCUUGUUCUUGCCAUGUGUUGCUCAACUUUAUCUGUAAUAAUUCCUUCCACUAAUUUUUAUGUGAUGAACAUCAAGCUUAUUGUCCUAUAGUUGCUUGAAUCUGCCGGGUCACCCCUUUUAUAUAACGGGAUAAUAUUUUCCAUUUUGUAGUCCUUCGCAAUUUCCCCUGUGUGCAGUGACUUCCUAAUUAUAGGCUUUCCUCCAGUCAUUACAUUUAUAUUGAUAAUCCACAACUGGAGCAUGUGUGGAUUAAGAUGUGCUCUCUGAAACUAAACACAUGAAUUGCUUAUUGAACCAUCUAAGACAUGCGCAAAUACAAGGCAUAUUGUCUUCCUAAUAAUGUUUUCACUCUCUUUUCUUUAAUUGUUAAUCUUUAGUUGUACAUGUCUCUUAGAAAACUAGCAUUGCUGAUAUCAUGUGAAGUGCAGCCAAUGAAUAAGAUGUUACUAAUCCGGAUUUGGGACCAGUGAAUGAUGGGAGGCUGCUGUUCAGUUGAAAUGUUCACUAGAGUUUGAGCACAUUCUGUUUUAAUUCACAAGUGCAUUUUACCAUAGUUACUUAUUGAACAAUAUUGUAAUAAAAGUAGAUGUAUUGGGGAAACGUAAGCUUGGCAUGUGGAUUAUGAAUGUUUUGUAAUUGUUUGGUCUAUUGACGCCAAAAUUGUCAGAAACUUUUUUAUGUCUGUUUUGCAUGAAAUCAAUAAAUUAAAAUUUUUUCUCAGCCAUCUCUAUAAACUAUGUGGGAUAAGUAACAUAUAAAAAACAUAGUUUUGGGGUGCACUAUUCCUUUAAUGUUUUAAAAGAUUAUCAGCAAUUAGUGUGAAAAAAAAAAAGAUUCUCAUUGAGCUAUCAUAGUGGGUUUAGGAAAUGAAUGUACAUUAUUCAUAGACAGGAUGAAUCUGAAUAAAAUUGACCCUCAGUGAAAAAAGGCUUUGAACAAAGAAGUAAUGUACAAUUCAGCAAGUUUAUUCGCUGAUCAACUGCAUCUCCUGAAGAAGUCAGUUAACCUUCCAGCACUCCAAGAAUUGAUUCAGUAACAAUCACACAUCGAGAAUAGACUGCCCUGCUCAAUAGCUCAUAAUUUCAAAUUUAAGAAUUCAUUUACGACAUUUAAUGGGAAAUGAAAAGUACACUAAGGUGCUGAUUUGCAACUAGUAUGGAGAAAUUAAUUCUAUGAACAAACAGAUUACCAGAAAAUUCUAAGUGUGUCUAUGCUGUUUAUUUUACAUUUUUAAAGAUUUUCUCUUCUUCGUUUCAGUCCAGUUACUCUGGUCUUUCACAUCUCAGAAAUGUUUUUAUUUUAUUCAUUGGUGAAUAAACUGGCAAUCUGUGAGUUUAUGUCAGUGUGUGUCAUGCUAUCAACUAGGAUUCCACUCAUCAAUUUUGUAUUAAAUAGAUGUCUGGGUUGGCACUGGUAACCUGUGGUUCUGUAAUGAACAAUGUAGGAAGUAAAGUGAUGGGUGGUUUACUGCAGGAUUGCAGAACCUGGCCAGUCACAGGGAAGGAUGGAUGGAAUUGCAGUUAUGUUUUCUUUAUAUUUGUUAAUAAACACUGUUAAUAAAUG
Erpetoichthys calabaricus (reedfish) is the source of this 6791-nucleotide messenger RNA. RefSeq names its product heat shock 70 kDa protein 12A-like. Gene Ontology annotation, molecular function: ATP-dependent protein folding chaperone; ATP binding. Lineage: Eukaryota; Metazoa; Chordata; Cladistia; Polypteriformes; Polypteridae. The record is from RefSeq and is a predicted model, not a curated record. The coding region runs from base 219 to 1931 and encodes 570 amino acids. The transcript is spliced from 4 exons.